AUGCCCAACGAGAUGUACGAGAAAGGCCUCCAGAUCCGGCGCGAGGUGCUGGGCUCGGAGUAUGUCGACCGCGCCAUCGGCAGCGCCGACGACUUCAACAAGGAGUUUCAGGAGAUCCUCACCGAGUAUUGCUGGGGCGCGGUGUGGGGCCGGCCGGGGCUGAGCCGCAAGCAGCGCAGCCUCAACAACAUCUGCAUGCUGUCCGCGCUGGGCCGCAACCACGAGCUGGAGCUGCAUCUCAAGGGCGCGCUCACCAACGGCGUGACCGUCGACGAGAUCAAGGAGACGCUGAUCCAGGUCGCCGUCUAUUGCGGCGCGCCGGCGGCGGUCGAAGGGUUCCGCAUCGCGCGGCGCGUCGUCGACGAGCACCGCAAGGCGGAGGCCGGCUGA
Messenger RNA from Geodia barretti, 390 nucleotides. NCBI's taxonomy places the organism in Eukaryota, Metazoa, Porifera, Demospongiae, Tetractinellida, Geodiidae. The record is from the annotation of a GenBank genome assembly.